This is a messenger RNA of Rotaria sp. Silwood1, 2154 nucleotides long. The record is from the annotation of a GenBank genome assembly. Lineage: Eukaryota; Metazoa; Rotifera; Eurotatoria; Philodinida; Philodinidae.
AUGUCAGGUGUUUUUUCUACAGUAGUUAAUUUUACUACUGAACAGUUUCUUAAACGAGCUGGUAAACUAUCAGUACUUGCUGAUAUACAAAAUCAGAGUGAAUCUGGUCAGUUAAGCUGUUCUUUACAGUUUCCUAAGUAUCACAAGCGAUGUCGACAAAGUGCUGCUUCUAAAAACGUAGUUCUGAGUGCGUCUAUCCAUCUUCUCACUUGUGAUAAUAUUAAAAAAACAAUUUGUCAAGCAUAUGAUGAUGCUUAUGAUCUACUAUCUAAGCUUGAUGUUCAUAUCGCUUUGAAGAAAGCAAAAAAAGCUGAAAUGCUUCAAGUGAGCUCCUUUGUACGAGCUCAGUUUGAUAGAAAAUUUAAAAAGGUCUCCUACGAUGAUGAUGAAUCGUAUUUAUCUGAUAAUGAUGAAUCAAGCUAUAAAUUCAGAUCGGAUAUCAAUACUGCAGCGGACUUAGAUGAUGAUAGUUCAUGUGAUGAUGAAACUGAAAAUGUGUCUUCAAUUUCAGCUAGUGGUAAAUCUCAGUUUCAUGGAAUGAGAGUGUGCGACACUAUUCCUUCCUCACUUGCGAAGUCCUACUUUCGUGUUGAACUUGAUGGGAAAAAAAAAAUAUUCACAAACAGACAGCCUGCUGGCUUUUAACAGAUACUAAUAAUCGUUUGUCAGCUGAUCGACUUAGACGAGUUCAACAAAGCAGUUCUUAGAUUAAUAAAAAGCUUGUAAGAAAUACUUAGGAAUAUUUUGACAUGAUCAACUUCUGCUAUUUUUUAUUGCUUCAUGUUUCUUUUAUUGAUAUUUCAUAGUUCGCUUUUCCUCUAUGUGAUAAAAAACCAAAAUUCUCUAAUGUCUCAGUUGACUUGAUACCAAUCUUAUUACAAGAUGUAUCUACACUUCACAUAUCAGUAGAUGUUUUUUUUAAAUUGACUCUGGUAUUUUUCAGGGCUUAUAAUUGCCUGUCAAAUUCAUGGUAAUGAAUAUCAAAGAGAAAUAGAGCAAUGAACACGGGUUUACCGAAAGAGCUUCACAUGAAAAGAAAAUAGUAGGCACGGGUUUUCCGAAAAAUGCCUAAAAAUCAAUGUAUGGAUGCGGGUUUACCGAGUAUCAUCCGAAGCAAAAAUAGGUAUAAAUAGGCACGAGUAUUCCGUAUAAAACUUGUCUAAAUUGUUUCAAUCCAUUUUGAAUUUUUAAAUUAAAACCACGCAUAGCGAACAAAUAAGGAUGCGGGUUUUCCGAAUACACAUCCACCUCUUCGCAGUAGGAUGGGCUCUACGUGCCGAAGAGGAGAAACACUGUCUGAAAGUAGUGGCCAACAAUCCUGCAUCUUUUGGUCAAUCGCAAAAUUAAGAAAUAAAAGAGUUAUGUUAAUAAAAACAGUAAAUUAAAGAAAGUUGGAUCUUCUGAUUUAUUGUUUUAUAAUUUUCUGUUAUUUUCAGAUACAAUGAGGAACCCGCAAGUAUGGUGGGAAUUCCGGAAAUUUUUUGGAGAAUCCUUUGGGAAUCCCGGAAAUCUCGGGAAUCCGGUGGGAAUCUCGGGAAUCCGGUGGGAAUCUCGGGAAUCUGGUGGGAAUCCUGGGAAUCCCAUGGGAAUCCUGGAAAUCCCGUGGGAAUCCUGGGAAUCUUGGGAAUCCAGAAUCCGCCGUUUCCCCCUUGAAAAUUUUACUCAAAGACAAUUCACCCAGAACUAUAGUAACGCAACAAAUCUUAUUGCAAGAAGGAAACUUGUUUUUAUAUGUUGAUGGGGUAAUCAAAGCUAAAUGGUGUGGGUGGGGUGUGGGUGGGUGGUGUCGGUGUGGGUGUGAGUGUGGGCUGUGGGUGUAGGUGUGGGUGUGGGGUGUGGGUGUGGGUGUGUGGUGUGGGUGUGGGUCGGUGUGGGGGUCCGCGUGAGUGGGUGUGCAUGGGAUGUCGGGUGUGGGUGGAUGUGGGUGUGGGGUAUGGGUGAGUGGCGUGUGGGUGUCUGCGAAGAGAAUAUCCACAGCCGACACCCCACGGCCAUGGCCACGAGCACCCACACUCCGCCCACAUCCACAACCCCCACCCCCACCCCCACCCACACCCACAUCCACACCCACCCAUACCCAUACCCACACCCAUACCCACACCGACACCACCCAGAACUAUAGUAACGCAACAAAUCUUAUUGCAAGAAGGAAAC